AUGGCGUGGAGUCUCUCCGGGCCCACGAGAUGCUGCGAUGGGCGGGAUGUGCCUGAGUUGGUCGCAGAAGCCGCGGCACGCGCCAAGACAGCUGUAGCCGUGCAAUGUGAAGCGGAUGCAGUGCCUGACGCUACGGACUUGGACGCGGAGGACCAGCUGAGUCGACAUCGGACGAUGUUGACUUUUGACGAGCUGACAGCCCGAACCUGGACCUUGGAGCAAGAGCUGCGGCGUCUGCGCCGAAAGCCCCAUGAGGCUGACCUGGAUAAUGGUAUCGUGGCAGUGUGUCUGCAACGUACGCCCGCAAUGGUUGUUGCUCUGCUGGCCAUCCUCGCCGCGGGUGCCGCAUACCUGCCGCUCGAGCCCACGCAUCCCGGCGCUCGACUGCGCUUCCUCUUGGAUGACUCCAAAGCUCGCUACCUGGUGACUUGUUGGUGCGCUCGUCGCCGUGGUCUCCUUCCGGAGGAUCGGUUGGUCAGAAUAACAGCGAUGGACGGUCGACUGAUGAAUGCCCCGGUCCCCGAGAGCAAAGACCCUCAAAGAGAUGUCGGGAGCGACCUCGAACGUCCGGCCUACUUGAUGUACACCUCUGGGAGCACGGGAACCCCAAAGGGUGUCCUGGUGCCACGCCGCGGUGUAGUGAACGUGCUUCAUACGUUUGACGAGAUGAUCCACAAGCCAGACUCGAAGUGUGCUGGGCGAAUGCUGCUGGCCCCGACCACAUAUUGCUUCGACAUCUCCGUGCUGGAGAUAUUUUGGCCAUUGUGUUUCGGGUUUUCCGUAUUCAUUGUUUCCGCCAGUACAGCACGGAAUGGAAUGAAGCUUUCUCAGCUGAUCCAGCAGCACGAGGAGGCAGACGUGUUGCAAGGCACACCUGCCUUGUGGCGAUCUUUGGUGGCAGCCGGCUGGCGGGGCCAUGCAGGUCUGGCUGGCAUCUGUGGCGGAGAGGCUUUUCCGCAGAGCCUCGUGAGCCCACUGUCCAGGGCUGCCGGCGCUGGUGUCUGGAAUGCUUACGGGCCGACGGAAGCCACGAUCUGGACCACCACUUACCCGAUAGAGCCUGGCCAAUGCGAAAGCUGCGCAUCCAUCCCGAUUGGCCUGCCGCUUCCCAACGUCACCUUGACGAUCUCGGAAGAGGAGGCCAAUGCCCCCGAAGUGACUGGCGAGCUGCUCGUCUCAGGGGUCGGUGUGGCGUUGGGCUACCACCAGCGGCCGCAACUAACUGCUGCAAGUUUCCUGGAAGACAGCCGCGGAACAGUCUAUCGAACGGGGGACCUCGUGCGGGUUCUGCCGGACCGAGGAGCUGGCUUGGAAUUCCUGGGCCGCAAAGACGAGCAGGUGAAGUUCCGUGGCUUCCGCAUCGAGCUGGGGGAGAUUGAAGCGGCCCUAGAAAAGCACAGUGCCGUGCUGGCAGCUGCAGCGGCCUUGUCGUCCGCAGGAGCAGAAGCGAGUCCACAGCCGUCCUUGCUUGCGUUUGUCCAGUGCCUUCACGGCCAAAGCCGACCCACGUCUUCACAUCUGCGGUCGCACCUG
Molecule: messenger RNA, 1533 nt
Organism: Symbiodinium necroappetens
Lineage: Eukaryota; Dinophyceae; Suessiales; Symbiodiniaceae
Source: the annotation of a GenBank genome assembly